This is a messenger RNA of Physella acuta, 1017 nucleotides long. RefSeq lists its product as uncharacterized. Gene Ontology annotation, molecular function: carbohydrate binding. NCBI's taxonomy places the organism in Eukaryota, Metazoa, Mollusca, Gastropoda, Physidae. The record is from RefSeq and is a predicted model, not a curated record.
AUAGGACAGUAUAGGCUCCAAGCACAACCAGGUUGGAAUAUGUUGAUUUGUUAUUUUUAGAAAAGGAAUGCAAUUUUAAAUUUGAAGACAUUUUUCAACUCGAUGCACAGUACAAUUAUUGAGGAAUAAUUCAGCUCUAGACUAUUCUGUUUCUGUUCACAGUUUUGAAAUUAUAUAAAGAUAAUGAGUGUCUGUGGUAUAGUUUUAGCACUAGCCUUGUGUGUAUUGUGUGAGCUAUACACUGGUGUCGUGUGCCAGUCCUGCAACAUUUCCCUGACAGGACUCCGGACCAGGAGAUACAGGGCCUUCAACGGCCUUGACAUCAGCGGCUGUAACACAACAUCCCAACUGGCAAGUUCCUUUCUCACCUGCUCCAACAUCUGCUCCCUGGCCAACAACUGCGUGGCCUUCACCUACAACACGCAGGUGUGUAGCACGUGCGCAGGGGGAAACCUGACCAACUUGACAUUCACACCUGGAAAACAGAUGCACGUGUCGUAUCAGUAUCGCCAGCUGGAUGUUCCGCUAAACCCAGUCACCAACAAAACGUUUCUCAAAGUUCCUGUCGACUGUGACAUUACUGAGGGAUCGACGGUGUACAUAUCAGGGACCUACCUAAGCUACAGGACUUUCAUCUUUGAGUUCACGUCCAACGCCAACGCCAACACCAACAUCCACUUCAAACCCCACUACGAUCCUAACCUUGCAUAUAGCUACAUCUUGAUGAACUCCAGGGUCGGGCAAACCUGGGGUGCGGUGAAAAAAGCCUACCCCAGCCCGUUUUCCUUCCAAGUGAACAAAACGGCUGAGGUCUACAUUUUGGUGCGGAAGGAUAGGUUUGUGUUCUACGUCAACGGCGUGUAUGUCUGUGACUUCGCUCAUGCGUAUCCCUACACGCAGAUUGAUACACUGAACGUGUACAACGGUUUUAAAAUAGAUGAAAUCAGUUUUUCAUAAUAUAAAAAAAAAUUACAUACAAAUUUAGAUCGUUGCUUAACUAUACCACCAAUGUCAUAC